This is a messenger RNA of Orbilia oligospora ATCC 24927, 1299 nucleotides long. RefSeq lists its product as uncharacterized. The transcript has 4 exons. The coding region runs from base 1 to 1299 and encodes 432 amino acids. NCBI's taxonomy places the organism in Eukaryota, Fungi, Ascomycota, Orbiliomycetes, Orbiliales, Orbiliaceae. The record is from RefSeq and is a predicted model, not a curated record.
AUGAGUUCGAUUACCUCAAUCAAUAGAGUUUCAUUAUGGAGCAUCCAAAUUCACAGCAACGCUUCAACUAAACUGGAACCGUCGCGAAACGACGUCAAAGCCGGUUUUGUAUGCUGCGACGGACUUGGUAUCUCUACAAACACUAUCUUUGAAGACUUGAAAAUCAUAUAUCCAAGUUUGCAUUAUUGUCCCGAUGAGUUCAAGUUAGCUUUGUGGCAAGAACGCGAUGACGGAUCUGCGGAAUUUACGAGCGCCGCCGAUGGUAACAAAGAAUUCAGGAUGGCGACAGAUAGCCCGAAGCUUAUUCUGGGCCUUAUUUUUCACAAUAAAAGCCAUCCCCUAUGCACCGUGCUGACUGAUAGUGCCACCAUCACUCAUCAUAUUAAUGCGGGGUGCGCUGUGGUACCAAAUCUCAACUUUGAUCCCCAGGAGAAUGGGCACCUACCAGAUACCCAAAAUUAUUUCAUCCCAAGUGCUCGUUCAUCGAGGCCCUCUACACCGUCGCAGAAACGUAAAUUCGCAGAAGACUCUACCUCCGGCCAAUCAACGCCAGCCUCUCUAGAAUCGCCACGGAAACAAGACCAAGACUCCCGAAUGUUUAUCGAGAGUCUUGGUGUCGACACGAGAUCUUUCGAGAAAAGUGUCAAAGGAAGCUAUAGCAAAUGUGUGAUUACUAACACAGAUAGCAAAUGGGGUACACUCAUAUGCGGUCCUGGGUAUGUCGCUGUCCAUAUCGUACCGCAAAAAUUUUGGUUUUCCUACCCGGAUUGGCGCCCUAGCCCCGAUUACGAGAACUAUCCUUUCAAAGUGACCCCUUCAUACAACACCCAUGAAAAUGGUUUGCGGCAAAGAAUGCAGUCGACUUGGGAACCAGCCAACGGUUUACUCCUAAGAGCCGACAUUCAUGAUAUGUUCGACCGGCGAAUGAUUGCAAUCCACCCUAUCACCUUCCAAAUCCGAUUAUUCGCACCGAUGUCUGUUGCUAUGGAGUAUCAUGGGAAAGUAAUUGAAUGGGAGACAAUUCCAGACAGAGCAGCGUUGGCCUAUCAUUACAGUCAAUGCGUGAUCGAGAAUGUGGCUGCAGGGUUGGUUUCUGCCUCGAAAUUUGUGGUUCCAGAAAAUUGGAAGCAGGCAAUCAAUAUGAUCUCGCAGUUAGCUUUAAAUCGAAGGUUGCAAGAGUUGAGAGACCAAGUUGGGGACGGUUCUGCGGAUGAUGCCACUUACUAUCUAGAGGAUGGGCUGACCAAGGGGCGGGAGGAAGAAAUUGAGUCAUGGCUCGAACGGUAUAAUAAUACUUGA